This is a messenger RNA of Culex pipiens pallens (northern house mosquito), 2067 nucleotides long. It is a transcript of the gene Nup93-2, whose product is annotated as nuclear pore complex protein Nup93-1. The annotation marks the transcript as partial. The record is from RefSeq and is a predicted model, not a curated record. Gene Ontology annotation, molecular function: structural constituent of nuclear pore. Gene Ontology annotation, biological process: protein import into nucleus; poly(A)+ mRNA export from nucleus. The transcript is spliced from 2 exons. Lineage: Eukaryota; Metazoa; Arthropoda; Insecta; Diptera; Culicidae. Gene Ontology annotation, cellular component: nuclear pore.
ACAAGCAGCAGAAUCCACCUCCAAACAGUAAACAGUACCGACUGCCGCCAAGAACUCGCAGGAUUUCGUACGGUUUUGCUUCGUUUUGUAAAAAAUAGUGCUGGGAAAUUGUUGAAAACGUUUCAAAAUUGUAAAAUAGUUGUCAACGAUUAGGGGCAUUUGAAAUAUCCACUAAAACUCACGGUUUUUCAUCAAACUUCACCGUACAACCCAUCCAUCGGAUUUUGAGGUUAGAAACGCAACGACGUCGAAAUGGAUUUCAGCGCCCUUCUGCAGCAAGCGCAAAAGCUAACGCACGAAACGCAGGUCUCCGAUGACUUGCCGCGGGUCGAGCGCACGCUGCCGCAGGUGCUGCAAGCGACCCAGGAGCUGCACUCGCGCGUUUCCCAGACCGGCGCCCAGGACAUGCAGGCGCACAUCCUGCUCGGCCACAAGGGCAUCGAUUUGCCAAAGAUCUCGCAGAAGCUGGAGACGCUGAGCUCGCGCUAGACGUUCGAACCGUUGGAUCCGAUUUCGACGACGGACAUUCAGAGCUUCCUGCGCAACGAGAAGGAGAAUGCGAUUCUGUCGGUUAUCGAGGAGGUGCACAAGAAUUCGUUCCAGGCGGCGCAGAACGCCAAGUGGGAGCACACGAUGAACGACUGGAAGCUGGAGAAGGUGAAGCUGAUGAACGCGUUGAUUGGGCCGUCGCAGAACUGGAUCGAUAUCCGGAAGGGGCCGGAACAGACGAUCUUGAACGAGAGUACUUUUGGCGGUAGGUCGUCGUUGAAUAACCAGGAAAUGGCGUACGCGCGGGAGGUGUACGAGUACAAUAAGCUGAUCAACGAGGGUGCGAUGCGACCGUCGCUGGUUCAGCGGUUCGCCCAGGUUGCGGACGGGUUUAACGACUCGAAGGUUAGCGACAUCUGGGAGAUUAUGAAGUACAUGACGAACGUGACGCCCAGUCCGCGCACCCAGGAUCCGCUGCGAGCCCGUUGCACCCAGACGCAGUUCAUCGAGCAGGCCAAGCGAUACCUGGAGAAUCGUUACAAGCUGUUUAUGCAGACGGUUAUUGCGGAACAUCUGCGAGACGCGCAACGCGGUGGAAUCCCCAGCAUUCUGAACCUGGUUGGAUCGUUCGUCGGACUCAAGUUCGCCAACCAGAACCAAAACUCGAGCUUCAUUGGCUUGCAGGACGGACACGUAGACGGGAAGCCCCUCUGGCCAAUGGUCUACUACUGUCUGCGUUGCGGCGACAUCGCCUCCGCCCUCAAGUGCAUGCAAAUGGCCGGGCCGGGUCACGACGACUUCAUCGCCGUCCUCGAGGAAAAGUGUCGCAACCCGGGCCAGAAGAUCAACCCCAAGCUGGAGCUGCAAAUCCGCAUGCAGUACAAGCGGCAAAUCCGGAACGCCAUCGAUCCGUACAAGCGCGUCGUCUACUGCAUCAUCGGCUGCUGCGACAUCCAGGAGCAGCACCCGGAGGUCGCCAAAAGCUCCGAUGACUUCCUCUGGAUCCAGCUGUCCCUGAUCCGCCCAGAGUCGGACGACAACUCGGAACACCUAACCUACUCCGGCCUCCAGGCGGUCAUCCUGGAGCAGUACGGCGAGCGGCACUUCAACGCCACCGAGCAGCCCCACCUGUACUACCAAGUUCUAGCGCUGACCGGCCAGUUCGAGGCCGGCAUCGAGUUCCUGUCGCGCUUCGACAAAUUCCGCCCGCACGCCGUGCACAUCGCGCUGGCGCUCAGCGAGCUGCACAUGAUUGGCGGGCCGCGCAACCUGCAGGAACCGCUCCUUUCCGUCGACAUCGAGGACCCGCAGCCGAUGCGUCGGCUCAACAUUGCCCGCCUGAUCAUGCUGUACGUGAAAAAGUUCGAAAUCACCGACCCGGCCGAGGCGCUGCAGUACUUCUUCUUCCUGCGCAACCUGCGGGACAGCGACGGGCGCAAUCUGUUCCUGGUGUGCGUGUCCGACCUGGCGAUUGAGUGCCGCGACUUUGACCUGCUGUUUGGCAAGAUGCAACGGGACGGGAUCCGGUCGCGGGGGUUGAUCGACCAGUUUGAGAGCUCGCAAAUUGACGCGAAGAUG